Protobothrops mucrosquamatus (brown spotted pit viper) is the source of this 1302-nucleotide messenger RNA. It is a transcript of the gene CERS3, whose product is annotated as ceramide synthase 3. The transcript is spliced from 11 exons. The record is from RefSeq and is a predicted model, not a curated record. Gene Ontology annotation, biological process: ceramide biosynthetic process. Bases 1 to 1191 code for a protein of 396 amino acids. Gene Ontology annotation, molecular function: DNA binding; sphingosine N-acyltransferase activity. Gene Ontology annotation, cellular component: membrane. NCBI's taxonomy places the organism in Eukaryota, Metazoa, Chordata, Lepidosauria, Squamata, Viperidae.
AUGCAUCACAUAAUACAAACUGUAUAUAGCUGGUUUUGGUGGGAGAACAUCUGGAUGCCUGCUAACUGCACAUGGGCAGAUUUAGAAGAUCAUAAUGGAUACGUCUUUCCCAAACCACGAAUGCUAUUUGCCACAAUUCCAUAUGUCUUUGUGAUGUUGGUUAUCAGGUUCUUUGUUGAAAGAUAUAUUGCCCUUCCUCUGGCUGACUACUUGGGCAUAAAGAAUGUGAGGCGGAUCAAACCACAGGAUAAUCCCACCCUGGAACAUUUUUUCCGAAAGUGCACAAAAAAGCCCUCCCAGUCAGAAACACGUAGACUAGCUAAAAAGUGUAACUGGACUGUGCACCAGGUGGAAAAAUGGUUCAGGCGAAGACGCAACCUAGAAAUCCCAACUCUGCAUAAAAAAUUCAAGGAAGCAUGUUGGAGAUGUUUAUUCUACAGUACCUCAUUUAUUGCUGGAACUAUAUCUCUCUGUGAUAAAUCCUGGUUUUAUGACCUUUGGCAAGUGUGGCUCAACUAUCCAAACCACCCCAUGCUCCCCUCCCAGUAUUGGUACUACAUGCUCCAGAUGAGCUUUUAUUGGUCAUUGCUCGUUACUCUGGGAACUGACACUAAAAGGAAGGAUUUCAUGGCCCAUGUGGUGCAUCAUUUUGCCGCCCUUGGCUUGAUGUUCUGUUCCUUUAGUGCCAAUUAUCUCCGUCUUGGAACACUGGCGAUGAUUGUCCAUGAUUCUGCAGAUAUCUGGCUGGAGGCCGCGAAGUUGUUCAACUACGCUCGCUGGGAUAAUACCUGCAGUGCUCUGUUUGUCAUUUUCGCCAUUGUGUUCUUUAUCACACGGCUCAUUCUCUUUCCAUGUUGGAUUUUACGGGCCUCGAUAUAUUAUCCUACGUUUUAUACCCAGACAGUUGUCCUAGCAUAUUUUGUAUACAAUGUGCAGCUAUUGACCCUGCAAGCUCUUCACCUCUAUUGGGCCUACUUAGUUUUCAAGAUUCUGAAGAAAUUGGUUUUUGUGAAGGUGCUCAAGAUUCCCAUACCAGCUUGGGCUAAAAUAGGCAAUGAUAAGAAUGUUAAAGAUGAACGGAGUGAUGAAGAAGAAGAAGACUCUAUCAGCGAUACGGAAGGGGAAUGUAUGAAGAAGGAAAUGAAGAAUGGAUUACAUGAUCCUCUCCUAAAUAAUAAUAAUAUUAAUUAAUGCCCAGCCAAUACCAUCUUGUGUCAUUAACUGCUGUGUCGUAAACCCAACCCACCAAACAGACUUUUUACAUCCACAUCUAAACCAAAGUCCAUGAUUGGUUUGAUUGCA